AUGGUGCAGAAGUAUCAAUCUCCUGUCCGUGUCUACAAGUACCCAUUUGAGCUCGUCAUGGCGGCCUACGAGAAGCGCUUCCCCACCUGCCCGCAGAUCCCCGUCUUCCUGGGCAGCGAGGUCUUGCGCGAGUCCCACAGCGCUGAUGGGGCGGUGCAUGUGGUGGAGAGGAGCUGCAGGCUGCGGGUGGACGCCCCACGACUACUGCGAAAGAUCGCAGGUGUCGAGCACGUGGUCUUCGUGCAGAGAAACGUCUUGAACUGGAAAGAAAGGACUCUUCUCAUUGAUGCUCACAAUGAGACCUUCGCCAGCCGCGUGGUGGUCCACGAGAACUGCAGCUACACCGUCCACCCGGAGAAUGAAGACUGGACUUGUUUUGAGCAGUCCGCCUCACUGGACAUCCGGUCCUUCUUUGGUUUUGAAAAUGCCUUGGAGAAGAUUGCCAUGAAGCAGUACACUGCCAAUGUCAAGAGGGGGAAGGAGGUGAUAGAACACUACCUGAAUGAGCUGAUCUCCCAGGGCACCUCCCACAUCCCCCGCUGGACACCUGCCCUGGGCCGGGAGGAGGAUGCCUGCAACCAGGUCGGGCAGUGGGACUCUGGCUCCCUGGAUGCCAACAGGCCCAGCAGUGCCCCAGGCCCUGCUCCGGAGACGGUCAGUACAGAUGGGGACAAGCUGGACUCAGACUACAUAGAGAGGUGCCUGGGCCACCUCACGCCCAUGCAGGAGAGCUGCCUGAUCCAGCUUCGGCACUGGCUACAGGAGACCCACAAAGGCAAGAUCCCCAAAGACGAGCACAUCCUUCGGUUCCUGCGGGCCCGUGACUUCCACCUGGACAAGGCCCGGGACAUGCUGUGCCAGUCCCUGAGCUGGCGGAAGCAGCAGCAGGUGGAUCUGCUCCUGCAGACGUGGCAGCCCCCUGCCCUCCUGGAGGAGUUCUAUACAGGGGGUUGGCAUUACCAGGACAUAGAUGGCCGCCCCCUCUACAUCCUCCGUCUGGGCCAGAUGGACACCAAGGGCUUGAUGAAGGCUGUUGGGGAGGAGGCGUUACUGCGGCACGUUCUUUCCGUCAACGAGGAAGGACAGAAGAGGUGUGAGGGGAACACAAAGCUGUUCGGCCGUCCCAUCAGCUCCUGGACCUGCCUGCUGGACCUGGAGGGUCUGAACAUGCGGCACCUGUGGCGGCCGGGCGUGAAGGCCCUGCUGAGGAUGAUCGAAGUGGUCCAGGACAACUACCCUGAGACCCUGGGCCGGCUGCUCAUCGUGCGAGCCCCCCGUGUCUUCCCUGUGCUCUGGACUCUGAUCAGCCCCUUCAUCAACGAGAACACCCGGCAGAAGUUCCUCAUCUACAGUGGCAGCAAUUACCAGGGCCCUGGAGGCCUGGUGGACUACCUGGACAAAGAAGUGAUCCCCGAUUUUCUAGGGGGAGAGAGCUUGUGCAAUGUUCCGGAAGGAGGGCUUGUCCCCAAGUCCCUCUACCUGACAGAGGAGGAGCAGGAACAGGCAGACCAGUUGCGGCAGUGGAGCGAGACCUACCAGGCAGCCAGCAUCCCCCGCGGGGCUCCUCACGAGGUCGCGGUAGAAAUUCUGGAAGGGGAGUCAGUCAUUACCUGGGACUUUGACAUUCUGCGAGGGGACGUGGUGUUCAGCCUGUACCACACCAAGCAGUUGCCCAAGCCAGGCCCCCGGGAGCAGCUGAUCGACAAAAGCUGGGUCCUUGGCAGGGAUUACAGCCGUGUGGAGGCUCCUCUCAUCUGCCGGGAAGGGGAAAGCAUCCAGGGCUCCCAUGUGACCCGGUGGCCUGGGGUCUACCUGCUGCAGUGGCAGAUGCACAGCCCUCCUGGCAGUGUGGCCUGCAGCCUCCCGGGUGUGGAUGAUGUCCUGACGGCUCUUCACAGCCCUGGUCCCAAGUGCAAACUCCUAUACUACUGUGAGGUGCUUGCGUCUGAGGACUUCAGGGGCUCCAUGUCCAGCCUCGAGUCCUGCACCAGCGGCUUCUCCCAGCUCAGCGCUGCCACCUCCGCCUCCUCCUCAGGCCAGUCCCACAGCAGCUCCCUGAUCUCCAGAUAG
Molecule: messenger RNA, 2070 nt
Organism: Otolemur garnettii (small-eared galago)
Lineage: Eukaryota; Metazoa; Chordata; Mammalia; Primates; Galagidae
Gene: SEC14L5
Product: SEC14 like lipid binding 5
Exons: 15
Coding region: 1-2070 (689 amino acids)
Cellular component (GO): cytoplasm
Source: RefSeq, a predicted model, not a curated record